CUUACUUUCCUCCGGCAAAAACAGCAUCCGGGGGCUAAGUUCAGGACAUGAAUAGAAUGCUGAUUGUUUGAUACUUGAAGGCAGACCCGUAUAUAUGUAUGUGAGAAUGUGCCGUGAAAUAAUUCUAUCAUCACGUCAACAAGCAUUUACACAUCUGCCUGCCUAUCAAAGCUUCCACAUCAAGUUCUAUACUGAUAUUCAAAUCUCCAAAUCUCCAAACCCAAAUAAACAAAUCAUCAUGCUCUCUUUCUCCUCCACCAUGGUCUUCACGGCCACCCUUCUCUCCACCCUCACCAACGCCAUCGCCAUUCCCCCCUCUACCAUCAACCCCACAGGCGUAAUCCACCGCAUUACCGCCGGCUCCACAACCGCAAACUCAGGUCUGCACUUCGAGCCUGAAAACGUCGUCGCCCUCCCCGGCGACCUAAUCGAAUUCCACUUCCUACCCAAAGCGCACUCGGUAGUUCAAUCCUCCUUUGCCCAACCCUGCGCACCCCUCAACACCCCCGACGCCUUCUUCUCCGGCUUCAACUUUAACACCACGGCUGGUGAAGCUCCUAACGUUUUCACAUUCAUGGUCAAGGAUACGAAGCCCAUGUGGUUCUACUGCUCGCAGACGAAUGGGGAUCAUUGCCAGAGGGGCAUGAGUGGGGUUAUUAACCAGGAUUUCAGCGAUAAUGAGAAGACAUUGGCGAAGUACAAGGAGGCGGCCAAGGGAACGGUGACGAAGCAGCCCAGUGUUAAUCCCGCGAAGAGUCAGGGUGGGGAAAUCAAGCCUAAUGUGCCUCUUUGAGGUGGAGGUAUUGAGGGGAUAUGAAAGCGAAUUGUUUGAGUGGCAUUUGAUUUAGCGUGGCGAUGGCGUUUUUGAUUUGUAUUGUUGGUUUGGUUAUCUUGCAUAACUAGCGUAGAUUAGAUUCAUCUUGGUGGU
Molecule: messenger RNA, 928 nt
Organism: Bipolaris sorokiniana ND90Pr
Lineage: Eukaryota; Fungi; Ascomycota; Dothideomycetes; Pleosporales; Pleosporaceae
Exons: 1
Coding region: 239-793 (184 amino acids)
Source: RefSeq, a predicted model, not a curated record